AUGAGUCUCUGGCUUAAACAUGAAGAGGAGACAGCAGACAAGGAAGUGCAGAAGUUGAAUCAGCAGCUAGAGGAGAAAAACGCAGAGAUAGAGAAGAUGAUAAACCAGCCUCCAUAUGAAAAGGAGAGAGAAAUCUUACGACUUCAGAAGAGCUUGGCAGAGCGAGAGAAGGCUCAGGCCACCAGCGAUGUUCUGUGCCGGUCACUCACUGAUGAAACUCACCAACUUCAACGCAAAUUAGCAUCCACAGCAGAAAUGUGUCAACAUCUGGCAAAAUGUUUAGAAGAGAAGCAAAGAAAAGAGAAGGGGAAUUUGGAUGUCCAGAUUGCCACUGAAAGAUCUAAUCAGUUACAGGUAUUAGACAAUGAAACUUCACUUCAAGCCCUUAUCUGCAAACUACAAGAUGAAAACAGAAUGUUAAAACAAAAAGUAGCACACGUGGAAGACUUAAAUGCAAAAUGGCAGAAGUACGAUGCUAGUAGAGAUGAGUAUGUGAAGCGACUCCACUUGCAGCUGAAAGAGCUGAAGUCACAGCUGGAGCAGCAGCACAGCACACCUUCAGCACAAACCAAUUCUGAGCUGAUGCAAAAGGAGAUACUCCGGCUAAACAAGCUGCUGGAAGAAAAAAUGAAUGAGUGCAAAAAAUCAAGGAGAGAAUUAGAAGAUGUGAAGAAGGCUAGAGAAGGAGAUAAUGAGCGCAUACAAAUGCUGGAGCAACAGGUCCUAGUUUAUAAAGAUGAUUUCACAUCAGAGAGAUCAGACAGGGAACGAGCACAGAGUAAAAUACAAGAACUUCAGCUAGAAGUUUCAUGUCUGCAACACCAGCUAGCAAGAAGACAAGAAGGCAAGAAGGACUCCAGAGACACAAGUAGUCGUUUCAGAGUUCACACUGGUAACCAAAAUCAUAUGCAUGUACAGACAAAAGUUGAACACCUACGAGGCAGCAGCCCAGGCCAACCAGGAGCAAGAAGAACAGCGUCACAGUCUGAACAGACUUCCCCACCUGCUGACAAUGAAAACUCAGGAUCAGAGGGCAGGGCACAAGCCCAAAGGGAGAUGAUGAUUUCUGCCAAUAUUGCCUUAUUGCAAUCACCAGAAAAAGACAUGGACAUGCAGUGUGCAGGUGCAAUGUUUUUAUUACUGAUCUACUCUUUAACUAAUUGUAAGCCUGUGAUUGCUAGUUUGAUUUUCUCAUCAUGGCAUACAUAAAUGUGCAGAGAUUUUUCUUUUUUUUCUUUUAGACAAUGUUUUCUUUAAACAUUGCCUUUUAAGGUCUUGGAGAUCAGAUGCAGCACACAGAAUAUAUGCUGAAAAAAAUAUGAUUAAACUUCCUGUGGCAUAAGCUAAUCUCUCAAUGGUUUGUUUAUUUCUUUUGCCUAGCGUCUCAUUAGACAAACCUUGUUUAUGGUUUUAAAGUACAUUAAUGCUGCCCUCUGGGUAUACUUGGACAGACUGAACGACUAUUAGAUAUGGAUGGAAGAAUUAGAUACAGGAAGCUGCAGUACACAGAAAUCAAGAGAAGAUACCCUUGAUAUUCUCAUUGUUUCAAGUCCUGUAAAUUAGUUCCCUCCCUGUCAAAGCAGAUGUUGGAAUGCAAAUCCUGGAAAAGGAGGACUGAGGUGAAAUGACUGCUGGGAAACUGGAUAUACCUACAAAGAGGCCCAGCAAAUACAGACUGAUGAAGUUUUAGAUCAAGCAUAGGUUGCAGCAAGUCUCUUAAAACCUAAAGCUACACAAUAAAAAACUGAAAUUUGAAUACCAGCAUCAAAAGUCCAGCUACUUUCCAGCAUAAGAAUACCUCAGCUUUGGGGCUAUUUUACUACUUCCUAUUUUCCCCCAACUGUAGUAAAAAGAACCUUACCUAUUUCUCUGUCUUUGUGCUAACCAAAAAACCAAUUAGACACUGUAAAACUAAACUACCAGCAUCUUCUACAGCUGUUUGGUUCAGACUAUAAGGCAUACAUUAUCUGUCCUAAAAAAGCUGUUACCCAGUGCUUUGCCCUGUCCUCAGCAAGCACAGCAUACACGUCAGUACUUCCCAAGCAAUUCCAACCAAUGCCUACAUUCACAGUGCACGUUCCUCAAACUGUAGGCUGGAACGAAUAAGAAUUGUCAGCUCCACUGCCCCAGUGCUGAAGUAAAAGCAGCCAUGAAAUCACACCAUUUUUGAACCCUUUACAUUAAGGAAAGCUCCUUUGGCCUCAUGCAGUUUUUUUUUCUGCCACUUGGACUGCUGUCCAUAUAGUGUGCAUCUUGUUUGGUCAAAUGGUGAAAGCAAUGCAGCUUCUUUCCCAAAAGAAAGCAAUGACAGUGCAUGAGUAAGAAAGGAACUGUGUCAAAUGAAAGCAACUUGAACAGCAUAAACUUUAUGAACUUUCAUUAGCCAUUUGUACGACAUAUGUUCACUGAAAACACAUUUGUAAAAUUGCAUAGACUCUUGAGACCAUGCAGAAAGUCUGCAUGACCGUAUGGGACUCAGUUCCUUAUUUACUGCAUCAGUUGCCAAAGGCAUCCAACGUAACCAAACCCCGUUUCUGAUUUCUGUCAAUCUCUCAGCACUGAUGAGCAGUACCCUCACUCGAGAGACAGAACAGUACUAAAAGGCAGGCAGAUAUACCCCUGUAGGUCUGUGGAGUCUGGAAGGAGACGAGUAACUGUCUCUUCUAGGCCUUGCAUGAAUGUGCUAUCACACAGAGAUGCCUGGGUGUAUUUGUCCAACUACCUUCAUGAUUAAGUCCAUCCUUCUCCUGGAAUUGCUCCCUCUUUAGAAUCACUCUCCUCAAGUUUUGCUCUCCAGAGCAGCAUGAGUACAGAGCUAGGACUGGCUCAGGGCUCCUGAGCAGCUCUCUCACUAACAAUGUUUUCAGACCACAGAUUCAGUCUGAAUGAUGGCAAGUUAGUCUUCAUGGCUGCUGGAUUUAAUGAUACCAUAUUUAAGAUAGGAUUUUAAAGUAAAUGCUGUUUACUUACAGUGCCAGACUAUGCGUGUUGCCAUGCAGAAAUAGGCUCUUAGCACAUUAUCAUGACAGCAACUUUAGGGAAGACUGAACCACAGAAGAGACAACUGGGAGAAAACUCAGCAGUGACUCCUCACCCCAAAAGCCCCAAGAGAGAGAAGAUCAGCAAUAAAGUUGCCUUCUGUAGCACAGCAAGUACAGAACUACAGAACCAAGAGCCUAAAAAUCCUCUCAUUUUUCAGCAACUUUAAGGCAAUGCGUUUUGCCCUCAAAUGAUUUAUAGGGCAUCAGAUCUUUUAAGACAAGCCUUAAGUGAUGGCCCAAGAUUAAGUGCUCACUAAUGAUAAAACCAAUGACAAGAAUAAAA
Meleagris gallopavo (turkey) is the source of this 3324-nucleotide messenger RNA. The record is from RefSeq and is a predicted model, not a curated record. Lineage: Eukaryota; Metazoa; Chordata; Aves; Galliformes; Phasianidae.